Molecule: messenger RNA, 687 nt
Organism: Temnothorax curvispinosus
Lineage: Eukaryota; Metazoa; Arthropoda; Insecta; Hymenoptera; Formicidae
Product: translocon-associated protein subunit delta-like
Exons: 2
Coding region: 135-644 (169 amino acids)
Cellular component (GO): endoplasmic reticulum; endomembrane system; membrane
Source: RefSeq, a predicted model, not a curated record
GUGGCACGUCAGUUGGUGGCUGGUUGGAGUUAUUGGCGCACAGUCGGCGCACGUUGGCAUCAGGCGCAUUCUCCAACCAACAUUUCUCGUCGACAGUUGUCAAGUUGUUUGAGAGAACCGACAAAACUUGCAAGAUGAAUAAAAUUAUUUUCUUGUGCGCGUUAACGGGUAUAAUUUCGGCUGCUCUCGCCGAGACCUGUCAGAAGCCCGAGAUCGUCGCUUCGUCAUAUGUGACGGAGGACGCGACGGUCCUCACGAACGUCGCCUUUACCAUGCAAUUCGUGUUGAAGUGCAGCAACGGUGUAAAGGGAAUCAGUUUGUACGCCGAAGUCGAGGGCAAGACGUUGCCGGCCGUCAGAUUGAGCGCCGAUAAUAAAUAUCAGAUAUCUUGGACGGAAGACAUUAAGAAGGCAAGAUCCGGCGAUUAUUAUAUAAAACUGUAUGACGAGGAAAAAUACGUCGCUGUACGUAAAGCGAUAAGAAAUGGAGAGGAUCCCGAUAGCGUGAAUCCCUUGGCGGUGGUCGUUCUCAACAAUCCCGGUGUUUUCCUCGGUCCCUGGGUAAACUCGGAAUUCUUAGCUGCUGCUUUAGCUAUUCUUGUGUCCUACUCGGCAUUUUCCGCAAAGUACAAACUUCUAGCGUAGAAAACUCUUUUGUUACUAAAAAAAUAAACGUUUAAACAAAGUA